Misgurnus anguillicaudatus (oriental weatherfish) is the source of this 5839-nucleotide messenger RNA. It is a transcript of the gene mtf1, whose product is annotated as metal-regulatory transcription factor 1. Gene Ontology annotation, cellular component: nucleus. Gene Ontology annotation, biological process: regulation of transcription by RNA polymerase II. NCBI's taxonomy places the organism in Eukaryota, Metazoa, Chordata, Actinopteri, Cypriniformes, Cobitidae. The record is from RefSeq and is a predicted model, not a curated record. Gene Ontology annotation, molecular function: DNA-binding transcription factor activity, RNA polymerase II-specific; RNA polymerase II cis-regulatory region sequence-specific DNA binding.
UAGUCUCCCAGCCUGACCAGCUAAAGUUUUCAAAACCCCACUAACCAGCUGCGCUGUAGAAAGAAACCGAUCUGAAUAUGGCAAACACUGAUCCGGAGUCAGCUGUGCUGUAGAGAAGAUCUGAUCUGACCGCUGAUCCGGAGUCAGCUGUAGAGAAAAGAAGAUGUAAAGGCUGAUUUGGAAUCAGCUGUGCUGUAGAGAGGAUCCGAUCUGACCGCUGAUCCGGAGUCAGCUGUAGAGAAAAGAAGAUGUAAAGGCUGAUUUGGAAUCAGCUGUGCUGUAGAGAGGAUCCGAUCUGAAUACGGCGAACGCUGAUCUGGAGUCAGCUGUCAUGUAGAGAGGAUCCGAUGUGAAUACGCCGAACGCUGAUCUGGAGUCAGUGUUGUCGUUCAUGAUGGUGCCGAUGGGAAGGAAUGCACACAUGAGCCUCUACACAACAUUAUUCCGGGCUUUUUCGUCUUUAUAACCCUGGACAGAAGCAGAUGAACUGAUGACUGGAGCUUCAAUACACGGUCGCAACAAAACCAAGCGUGUGGACAGAAACUCUGAACAUAUCUCGUCCAUCAGGAUCAUGGGAGAGAAUGGUCCUCUCACAGAGACAGACAUGUUCUUCGAAGACGAUGAAGAGGAUGUCGACAAACUGGGCAGAGAGGAGGAAGAUGAAGACAAGCUUGCCAAUUAUGACAAAGAGGACAGCAUAAUAUCGGGACCCUCGUCUUCCUCCGGAAGGGUCUAUGAUCGCACGACCGUGCUCAUUGAGCAGGACCCCAUCUGUCUGGACGAGGAAGGCGAGGAAGAUGGGAUGUCCUUUCUGCCGGACGGAGAGGGGGACGAGGGCUCCCUGGCCUUCAUGGCUGAUCCGGACGGCAUGUCGCAGGGCUACAUUCAUCAUACCAUUUCACCGGACCAGAUACAGUUUAUUAUUAACCCAGGCUCCACCCCUAUGCCACGAAACAUUGAGGGGGCGACGCUGACGCUACACUCCGAGUGUCCAGAGACCAAGCAAAGAGAGGUGAAGCGCUAUCAGUGCAUGUUUGAGGGCUGCACUCGUACUUACAGCACAGCGGGAAACCUGCGCACACAUCAGAAGACGCACCGUGGUGAAUAUACGUUCGUGUGCAACCAGCAGGGCUGCGGCAAAGCCUUUCUCACAUCAUAUAGCCUGAAGAUCCACGUCCGUGUCCACACGAAAGAGAAGCCCUUCGAAUGUGACGUGCAGGGCUGUGAGAAAGCCUUCAACACCCUCUACAGACUGAAAGCACACCAGAGGAUACACACCGGCAAGACAUUUAACUGUGAAUCAGAGGGAUGCACCAAGUACUUUACCACACUCAGUGACCUGAGGAAGCAUAUACGCACACACACGGGAGAAAAACCCUUCCGGUGUGACCAUGAUGGGUGUGGUAAAGCUUUUGCUGCUAGUCAUCACCUGAAGACACAUGUACGGACACACACUGGAGAAAAGCCGUUUUUCUGUCCGAGCGAUGGCUGUGAGAAGACCUUCAGCUCUCAGUAUAGUUUAAAGAGUCACAUUCGUGGUCAUGAUAAAGGUCCAACGUUCACCGUGAGCAGCAGUCAUCCUCUCUCAGAGGAUGCAAAUCAUUCGCUGUGUCUCAGUGAUUUGAGUCUUAUUUCCACAGACUCGGAGCUCCAGGAGAACCACGGCUCUCAGGGUGUGGAUCUGAACAGUGUCACUCCCAUAAGGAUCUUUGAGUUGAUGUUCCAGAGUCCUGAAAACAGUGUCAGCCAGGAUGACCCAAAACCCAACGAUAACCCCGUGGAGUCUUUCGGUCUUGACCCAUCACCUCAGAAAGACGUCUCUGCACACUCUGCCUUCCCUCAAGCGACUUCAUCCACCUCAUCCCCAACCUCUUCCAUUACGACCCCUGUAUUAGAAGCUCAAGCUCCACCUACAACGUGCUCCUCUCUGCCAGCCCCGCCUCCGGCUGUCAGCAGCUCAUUACUGACCCCGCCUUUCCCUUCUGUCCCACCCACCUCAUCGCACUCAUCAGAAGCGUCUGGUUCAACUACAACAUCGGGCAGCCAGCAGUAUGUGGCACCGCCUCCCACGGCUCAGCCGGUGCCCACAGCAGCGACGGGGACUGAUGCGGUACCUUUGGCUCCUCCCCCUCCCACCAUCACCAUCGCUCCCACUCUUGGUCUGCAGCCUAGCAUUGUCAUGUCUGAUCACAACCUGCAGUGGAUCAUCAGCAGUGCCACCGGCACACAACCGAACCCCGAACAACAGGGCCCAAAAGUAGAGAAGGUCUUUUUCACCACAGCCAUACCAGUCAGUGGAAAUUCAGGAAACGCUGUGCAGCAGAUUGGUCUGAGCCUGCCGGUUAUCAUCAUAAAGCAGGAAGAGUCCUGCCAAUGUCAUUGUGCCUGUAGAGACUCCAUUAAAGACAAGAGCUCUGCGGUCUCCUCCGCGAAGGAGUCAAAGAGCACAUCACCUCCCCAAACUCUCCCCGAAGCUCCUCCUCGCUCGUGCAGCCCGCCAACGGAGGAGACCGCCAAAUCGUCCGCGCCACCUCAACCGGAGAGCGCGCCGGCCCCGUUGACCCCCGAUCCUGCCGUGGACAGCCUUGCAGGCAUGGAUGUUGUGGAUCUGCUCAGCCCGGAUACAACAGCAAAAAUAGAGGCCUUGCUAAUGGUCGCAGAUGAGUUCUCCAUAGAUACUGGAGGCAGCAGCAGCGCCCGCUAGAGUACCCCGAGGUUUAGGUCUCUUCUCCAUACAGUACCGUACGUGUACGGCAUCACACCUCUGUUUGAGAAACUCAUCCAAGUGUGUGUUUCACGGCACUUACAUAUGACGGCAGUGGAUUUGCACGUGGAGCAGUUUGGUGUGGUUUUAAAGGAGUUUUAUCCUGGUUUCUACCCCUACUGCAUCUCUAUAGAGUUUAAGCCCUGUAAUUUUGUAGUCAUUCAGAUUUUCAAAAAGGAGAUGAAUCACAUAAAACAAGAAGAGUUUUUGGCCGGCCAUGAGCUGUACUUGAGUUUAUAACUUGAAAUUGAUCCGAAUGUACCGCACAGUUGUUCACUGAGAGUUCAUAGGUUAUGAAGUCAUCUUGAAGUAUUUUAUAUGUAAUUUAUUAGAAAGCCUACAAUAGUCAUGCUAAUGUGAUUAUUUUGCGGUUUGUUUCUCUGGACGGACUGACAUUUACUUGCCUUUUAAAUGUAAUUUAGAGGUUUGUUUGGCUGCCUAUAACUUACUAUUUAAUUUUAUAUAUGUUAAUUUAUUCAAAUACUUCACUGGUAGAUAAAUGUAGCUCCCCAUUCACAAAAUUUCCAUUUCUAACUAGGCCGAAGUAAAUCUCAUGAAGCCAAAAAUAAUCAUGCUUAGUGCUUACUUUAUACUUUUAAAAUCAAAGGCAAAUCAAUAGAAAGUAAAAACAAGAUUUUGACGUGAUAUUUGUGACUCGAGCACAUUUACCUUCUUCCCCUUUAAAUUCUAAUGAAUUUAUACAUUUAAUGCACUGAAUGAAUGAAUGAAGGUUUUUCUGAUAGGAUCAUUGAAUCCCUGUACCUAGAAUGGAUGUUUUAUGAUGGGGAGUUUUUGUGUUUUGUUAUUGAGAAUUAGGAGGGGAGACGGGGGGGUCAGUGUGCUGUCACAAGACAAGACGAAAUCUGAGUUAUAUACUGAUUUUAACAGCCAAUCACUGACAUCUUCCUUAUGCCUUUAUAAUAAUGUGUAUGUCUAUUACUGCACUUUUUCUUUUUUGAAACUUGUUUCUAAACCCGUGUGAGUCUCGCUGUGAUCCGCUCAGGGAUACAGAGAAACAAACAGUGGUUUAUUGCGUGCGUGCGUGUGUGCGUGAGUGAGUGAGUGAGUGAACUUGACUACACCAAGCAGAUAUGAACCUGCUUAUAGUAGUGCACUACCAACCAAGUGAAUGCCACGUUACCUGCAUUCAUGAUUAUAUACCACUGCUGUAUAGAAGUUUAAUGUAAAUGUUAAAGCCUUUAGAUUAUUGUAUUUGUAUUUUUGUACAGAAGUAUGAGAAUCUUUCAUGUUUUAUGCAGUAUGUAUGUACUUCAUCACACAGAAGAUUAGACCGUUUCUCAACAGUUGCCUUAUCCUGCCUUCACUUGUUCUUCACUUGAUUCCUUCAUGUUUCUGAUUGAUGUCUUUGACAUGUUUAAUAAUUGACUGGCUUAAAGAGUUGCUUCUGUCCGGUGACAAUUUAACUCAUUUACGGUACGUUACAUCAGUAGGUCAUCGUAUAAUUCGUGUAUAUCACGCCGUCAAAAUGUUUUGCUUUAGAAUGACAUCUGACUGAUGUGUCACUACUACAGCUUUUAACAUUUUCACUACAUUUCAUUAAUGGGAACUGUACUGGAACAGUUCCUGUCAGUUUAAGUGAUACGUUGAAAAUGUGCAAACCUUUUACCCUGAGCUUUUUAUUAUAAUUUCAAUGAUAAAUGACAUGAUAUAAGCCAUUAUAUUGACCUAAACUUCACUUUAAUGAAACCUACUAUGCAACAUCAUAGAACAUUGAAUAUAGACAUACUGUAACAACAAACCACUAAGAUCUCAUUUGUCUCAUUGUUUCAUUAUAUGAAAGUCAUCACGAAAGAAAAAUAUGUCUAUUUAAAAAACUUUAUUCUUCAACAUGUUUGAAAUUUUCUUUAGCUGUUGCACAGAGUUUUGUUUAAUUUGAUGAUUUGAAGAGUUUCGUUGCCAAACGAGAUUUUUUAUUUUUCAGAAAUCUCGUUUUGUUUUGGUUGGGCAUUCCAAUUAAUAUCAAUUCAACUGCAGUUUGUUUUGAUUUAAACCUUCAUAACUUAAAAAAUACAUCUAAGUAGCAUCAUAAAACAAAAUAACAUAAACAUGUUUUGACAAAAAUGUUAAAAGCGGAGUUAUCUCAUUUUGCAACGAAACUCUUCAUUUCAAUAUGUAUCUGGGCAUUGCAAUGCGUUUUAUCCCCCGUCAGACUUGCUGCUUCUGUAUGUCGGUUUGGAUUCAUGUAACCCAUUUACUAAAACUCUUGUUUUUACUGAUGUAGUAACUUGUUACUUUCAGACUAUGGUUUCAUUCCUGCUUAAAGGUGCAGUGUGUAGAUUUUAGGGGCAUCUAGUGGUGAGGUUGCAUAUUGCACCUCUCCCUUUCGAAGGACAUAGAGAAGCUAUGGUAGCCAUCACAGGACAAACACAUCAUCGUCUGAGACAACGUAGUGACAAACACGCUCUGCAGAGCAGUUUGUCCGUUUAGGGCUACUGCAGAAAUUUGAUUGCGCAAAAUGGCAGCUUCCAUGUAAGAGGACCCGCCGUGUAUGUAGAUAAAAACGUCUCAUUCUAAGGUUAUAAAAACAUAACAGUUCAUUAAAAAAAGGUCUUUAUACACCACUAAAACAUGGGUAUCUAUAUUGCAUUGCUGUCAAAAGAUCGUUCAAAAAUUUACACACUGCACCUUUACAGUCAACUUUUGUUAAUGUAGAUCCUUCACCCAUUCAUGGUUUUGUGCAGUAAAACCGAUUCUGGUGCCAUCAUCAUCAUCCUUUUGUCACACGUGUGAGUUUUCUGAAGGGUGUGAGUGAAUGAAUCAUUGCCUGACACAUGGAUCAGAUGUAGGGAUUGAUGAAUUGUGAUUUCCAGGUUCAGCAGAGAACAUUUGAAGCAGUUAAGUUGGACUGAUGUGUUAGUAAAGCUUUUAAAGAGGAACCUUGAUUCUUCCAUCAGAGCUGCUUUUGAUAAAGUGUGAUGAGACUGUAUAAAGAUCUGUAUUUUUAAAGAAUGUAUAAUGUGAAUUUUUGUUUCUCUUACGCUUGUUUUGUAUAAAGUAUUAUGGCAAAGUAAUAACUUUUUGAAUCAAAAAGCAAUACAGUAACAGUAAAAUCUU